AUGCAAAUCUCACAAGCUUCGAUCUUGAAAAGCCUCCAGGGUGUAGCCGAGGUAACCAAGUCUCCUCAAGAAGACAUUGGUCCCAUUGAACAGUUGUUCAAGUCACAGGGCAUCACAGCGAAAGAUGGCUUUCCAUUCGACAAGUGGCAGAGAAUCAUCCAAGAGACUCUCGAAGAGUCGGAUGAAACAAAGUUUCAUAUCGCCAGCCUAGCCCUCUCCGUCUCCUUUCUCCGCGAAACAUGCCGCCAGGAACAGCAAGCUUCCCCGCAAGACCUCGACCGAAUUUGGACCAUCGUCCACAAGGCACUCACAAGCAAGAACCUGUCACCCAGCCUGUUCACUGCGAACCGUAGCGCGCAAGGCCUUCUAGCCGUACCUCUCUGCAGCCUGCUCCGAGACGGUAAUAUCGACGAGCUCUUCCGUCUGCACGUAUGGAUGCCCAAUGACAAGCGCGCGAACCCGGACUUCGCAAUCCACUCUCACCAGCCGUUCGCUCAAAGCUGGAUCCUCGCCGGCAAGGGGGUCGACCAUGCCUACCAAGUCGACCCGGUCGACAACGUGGACAAGGCGACUCACGCCGGGUACGCGCUGGCCUGGAACGACGGCAAGGGGCAGAACGCGGAUUACAAGACGCACCAGUCCUAUUCGGUCGUUCAGAACACGGGGAAGCUGUUCAACGCGGCCGAGACGUCUACGGAGAAGCAUGUUAGGAACGAUACGUAUUCGAUCGCGGCGGCGGCGUUUCAUACUUCAGAGGUUGAACCGGGUCAGCUGCACGCUACGCUGUUCUUCUUCGACGCUCAUCGUGGGUUCGUAAAGGAUGCUGGAGUUCUUGGGCCGAGGGAUGGGGAGUCUUAUCAACAGUCCCGUGAUCCGGCGGGGAUCACGCCUGCUGAACUGGCUGAGGCUGUUGAAGCUGAGAGAGUUGAGGAAGCUAAGAGAGUUGAGGAGUUGUCGUGA
Messenger RNA from Colletotrichum karsti, 960 nucleotides. RefSeq lists its product as uncharacterized. The record is from RefSeq and is a predicted model, not a curated record. Lineage: Eukaryota; Fungi; Ascomycota; Sordariomycetes; Glomerellales; Glomerellaceae. Bases 1 to 960 code for a protein of 319 amino acids. The transcript has a single exon.